AUGUCGGAAUCUCCGGAUGGCGCAGUCGCGUCGCACUGGUGCUACCACUGCAACAAACGCGUCCCCGUGGAAACGCUUGACGACUUCGUCGUGUGCUGCGAAUGUAACAAAGGUUUCGUCGAGUCAAUCCAGCCGAUCCCCGCCGCUUAUUCUUCGCCGGCGGCGCCACCGCUGCCGCUUUCCCCAGAUCUGAAUGUAGAAGACUCGAAUAUUGGCUCGCAUUUUCUGCAGAUGCUCCGUCUGUUGGCCCACGCGCCUUCGCAGCGGUCUCCGCCACAACUCGAUGUAUUGCCUUACGAAGAUGAAUUUUUCAGAUUGGAGCUCAAUAGUAGAAACGAAAUCGAAGAUGAAGAGGAAGAUGAGGAUGACGGAAAUGAAGAAGAGGAGGAGGAGGAAGAUAAUCUAACCGUCAACGACGAAGAAGAUGACGAUGAUGAUGAAGAAGAAGAAGGAGAAGGUGGUGGUGUAAGGAUGUUCCAUCAACCGAGGAUAUUCCCUCUGACGACGCGAUCGAGAACAGGACGAAACAGAAUUCUGGAUUGGGCUGAGAUUCUGAUGGGAAUUGAAGACAAUUCGAUCGAGUUCCGUAUGGAAUCAGAUCGAUACGCAGGAAAUCCUGCAGAUUACAUCGACGACGCAGCUGGGUACGAAGCUUUGCUUCAGAAUUUAACGGAAGGGGAUGGUGGAAGGAAAGGAGCACCGCCGGCUGCGAAAUCGGCGAUUGAGGCCUUGGAGACUUUCGAGGUUGGUUCUUGUGACAAGGAAGGAGAGAUGGCUGUGGUUUGUGCUGUGUGUAAAGAUUCGAUGGUGAAGGGUGAAACAGUAAAGAAGCUGCCUUGUGGGCAUUGUUACCAUGGGAAUUGUAUUGUGCCGUGGUUAGCAACGAGGAACUCUUGUCCUGUUUGUAGAUUCCAGCUUCAAACUGAUGAUGCUGAGUAUGAGGAAGACAGGAAAAGAACAAGUACUAGUGCUGCUGCUUCUUCUUCUUCGGCUUCUCGUUUCUAA
Molecule: messenger RNA, 1005 nt
Organism: Microthlaspi erraticum
Lineage: Eukaryota; Viridiplantae; Streptophyta; Magnoliopsida; Brassicales; Brassicaceae
Source: the annotation of a GenBank genome assembly